AGAUCAAUUAUGAAAUUAUCACAUCAGUGAGAGGUUUGAAUGUAUGAUUCUAAGUAGCGGUCUCAAAACAUGUUUCACUGGACAAUACUGAAACUUCCAGAGGCUGAGCAGAAAAUUCUGGACUCACAACGAGCUGCCGUGUCAGAUUCGGUAAAUCCCAAUAAUGAUGAUGAUCGCUCCAGCCAGUCAUCUGGAUCAUCUUCAAAUACAUCACACACAUUCAACAAAGAAGAGACUAAAAACAAAAGAGCUCAUUUCCCAUUUCCAAAAAUCAGUCCAGGAAAAAUGCUGCAAAAACCGGGAAAAGCUGAGAAAAAAGUAAAAACUGAAUGUUUUGCUGAACCUAAAGAAAAGGACAUCGAAAAGCCUGAAGAAGAGGACAAAAACAAAAAUGCGUAUGUGAUUUCUAGAGAGUAUGUAAACAUAUUGUCUAAAGUCACAGCAAACAAAGAAGAAGAUUCAGACUCUCUUGGCUCAGAAUUAGAGAGAAUAAUUGACUCUCCAUCUGCAGAAAAAACAAACAAACUGAAAAGUAAACUGAAGGAGCUGGAGAAUGUUACACUUAACAUCGCUGUAACUGGGAUGACAGGUGCAGGAAAGUCUUCCUUUGUCAAUGCCCUGAGAGGACUUGGAAAUGAUGAUGGGAGAGCAGCUCCCACAGGAACAACUGAGACAACCAUGAAGCCAAACAUGUACCCACAUCCCUUCAUGCCAAACGUGAAAAUCUGGGAUCUGCCUGGAAUUGGUAGUCCAAAAUUUAAAGCGAAGCAGUACCUGAAAGAUGUCAAGUUCGACACGUAUGACUUCUUUCUCAUAGUGACCUCUGAGCGGUUUAGAGAGAACGACAUAGAGCUGGCCACAGCAAUCCAGAAGAGCAAUAAGCUAUUUUAUUUCAUUCGCACUAAAAUUGACAAUGACGUUCGCGCUGAAUCACACAAAAGAAACUUUGAUGAGCAGACGUUGCUCAAUUACAUCCGAGAGGAUUGUAAGUUCAACCUGCUGAAAGUCGGAGAACCCAAAAUAUUCCUAGUAUCAUCAUUUCAAUUGGAAAAAUAUGACUUUCAGAUGCUGAUCAACACCCUCGAGGAUGAACUUCCUAAGAACAAAAGAUUUGCUCUCAUUCAGUCUCUGCCCGUUUAUUCUCUAGAAGCCCUGACAAAGAAGAAAACAUACUUCAAGAAAAUGAUUUGGCUGAAUGCCUUCGCGGCCGGGAUCGGGGCGAUGCCUCCACUCCCGGGAUUAUCAGUGGCCUGCGAUUAUGGCAUCAUGAAGAAUUUCUUUAAACAAGUCUUCACCAGCUACGGCUUAUCAAAUCCAGCCCUGGAGGUGCUAUCAGAACGAGUGAACAAACCUGUGGAGCAACUGAAAUCUGCUAUGACAUCACGCUUCAAAGAUGGAGUCACUGACAAUAUUAUAAAAGAUAUGUUGUCUAAACCAGUCAUUGCUGUAGCCAAGACGCUUGGGACCAUAAUGACUCUUCUGCCAGGAGGAGCUCUAAAAAAAGAGCUUUGGAUCAGGCUCUGA
This is a messenger RNA of Ctenopharyngodon idella (grass carp), 1524 nucleotides long. Its product is annotated as interferon-inducible GTPase 5-like. NCBI's taxonomy places the organism in Eukaryota, Metazoa, Chordata, Actinopteri, Cypriniformes, Xenocyprididae. The record is from RefSeq and is a predicted model, not a curated record. Gene Ontology annotation, molecular function: GTP binding. The coding region runs from base 70 to 1524 and encodes 484 amino acids. Gene Ontology annotation, cellular component: membrane. The transcript has 2 exons.